Molecule: messenger RNA, 2584 nt
Organism: Nomascus leucogenys (northern white-cheeked gibbon)
Lineage: Eukaryota; Metazoa; Chordata; Mammalia; Primates; Hylobatidae
Gene: ZNF205
Product: zinc finger protein 205
Biological process (GO): negative regulation of transcription by RNA polymerase II
Molecular function (GO): DNA-binding transcription repressor activity, RNA polymerase II-specific
Source: RefSeq, a predicted model, not a curated record
UAGGGAGGGCAUCUGGAUCCCGAGACCGGCGCAGAUGAUCAGCUUGCAGGAGGGGAUGGGGUCAAAGGUGGAAGGCUUCAAGCUGGCAGGAGAGAAGGGGGCCAGGACUGGGUUUGGGAAGGAGAAGGACAUUGUCUGCCAGGACCGAGAGCAGGAUGGGCAUCCCAGGCCUGGGGCAGGUGGUUGCAGCUGCAGGGGGGCUGCUGAUAGCGGGCAGGUUGAUUUCUGAAUUCCCGGUGGGGCUGGGAGUCAGGUAGGGACACAGGGUGUAUGUCCUGGGGUCGGGGGACAGCAGGGCCUGGAUUCCCCUGGCCUUGACGGGCGGGGCCCCACCAGCACCUGUUUUGCAGGAUCUCUGCAGAACUUUCUGCUCCUGAUGACAGGAAAUAGCAAUUCCAAUUUAGCCUGGGCUUUCCCUGAGCCGGUUACACUGAGAUGCGAGGCUCUUGCUUCAGUGAUAAAGGGGACAAUACAAAAUAGCAUUCUUUCAAAAACAGGACCCAGAAAACAUCACAGGGAGUGGGACCAUCGGAUAGGGUCUGGGAGACUUUCUUUCUGAUUGGGACCAGGGAGCGCUGGUCCUCGUGGGGAUUUUCAGGGCUCUUUGGGGGUGUCCAGGAAACGAGGGCUGGUUUCUUUCUGCUCUUCCAGGCUCCUGGCCAGAAGCUGGAGGGGGCUUGGCCAAAAAGAGGGAGAAACAACUCAGCUGUUCUUUUUAGCUCUGAAAUAGAAAAUGUCUGCAGACGGCAGAGGCAUCCAGGCCACCCAGGACAAGGAGACACCCCCGGAGGUUCCAGAUCGUGGACAUCCUCAUCAGGACAUGGCUUCUAAGCUGGGGGAGGCGGCACCUUCAGGGGACGCUCAGGACUCAUUGCACAUUAAGAUGGAGCCAGAAGAGCCACACCCCGAGGGGGCAAUGCAGGAGGACGGAGCUCAAGGUGCAUGGGGCUGGGCACCCCUAAGUCACGGCUCUAAGGAGAAAGCUCUCUUCCUGCCUGGCGGAGCCCUCCCCUCCCCCCGGAUCCCGGUGCUUUCCCGAGAGGGGAGGACCAGAGACCGGCAGAUGGCCGCAGCGCUCCUCACUGCCUGGUCCCAGAUGCCAGUGACUUUCGAGGAUGUGGCCUUGUACCUCUCCCGGGAGGAGUGGGGACGGCUAGACCACACGCAGCAGAACUUCUACAGGGAUGUCCUGCAGAAGGAAAACGGGCUGUCACUGGGCUUUCCCUUCAGCAGGCCUUUCUGGGCGCCUCAAGCGCAUGGCAAGGGUGAGGCCUCGGGCUCCAGCCGGCAGACAGGAGAUGAGGAGUGGAGAGGCGCGUGCACAGGAGCCGUCGAGAUGGGGCAGAGGGUGCCGACCUCAUCUGCGGCAGCCCUUGGGGAUGUGAAGCCCUUCAGAACUAGGGUGGGGAGAGUCCAGGGGGGCGUCCCGCAGUGCGCGCAGGAAGCAGCCCGCGGCCGGAGCUCAGGGCCGGCCAAAGACUCUGGGCAGCCGGCUGAUCCAGAUCGCACCCCGGAUGCAGCUCCGCCAGACCCCAGUCCCACGGAGCCCCAGGAGUGCCGCGUCCCGGAGAAGCCCAGCGAGGAGGAGAAGGGCGCCCCGGAGAGUGGCGAGGAGGGCCUGGCCCCUGACAGCGAGGUGGGCAGGAAGAGCUACCGGUGCGAGCAGUGCGGCAAGGGCUUCAGCUGGCACUCGCACCUGGUGACGCACCGGCGCACGCACACGGGCGAGAAGCCCUACGCCUGCACUGACUGCGGGAAGCGCUUCGGCCGCAGCUCGCACCUCAUCCAGCACCAGAUCAUCCACACGGGCGAGAAGCCCUACACCUGCCCCGCCUGCCGGAAGAGCUUCAGCCACCACUCCACGCUGAUCCAGCACCAGCGCAUCCACACCGGAGAGAAGCCCUACGUGUGCGACCGCUGCGCCAAGCGCUUCACCCGCCGCUCGGACUUGGUCACCCACCAGGGCACCCACACGGGAGCCAAGCCGCACAAGUGCCCCAUCUGCGGCAAGUGCUUCACGCAGAGCUCGGCGCUGGUCACCCACCAGCGCACCCACACUGGGGUCAAGCCCUACCCGUGCCCCGAGUGCGGCAAGUGCUUCAGCCAGCGUUCCAACCUCAUCGCGCACAACCGCACGCACACGGGCGAGAAGCCCUACCACUGCCUCGACUGCGGCAAGAGCUUCAGCCACAGCUCGCACCUCACCGCGCACCAGCGCACCCACCGUGGCGUGCGGCCCUACGCCUGCCCACUGUGUGGCAAGAGCUUCAGCCGGCGCUCCAACCUGCACCGGCACGAGAAGAUCCACACCACCGGGCCCAAGGCCCUGGCCAUGCUGAUGCUGGGGGCGGCGGCGGGGGCUCUGGCCGCACCCCCACCCGCUCCCACCUAGGAGGCCAGGAGAGGGGGAGCGGGGCGCCCAGGGCCACUGGGACAGCCCCACUGGAGUCAAGGCUCUGAGAGAGGAGAGAGGGGCGCGGGAAGGGAGCUGGGGCGGUGAGGGCAUGGGGUGAGGCAUGGCGACUGGGGAGGGCGAGGGCGAGAAAGGGCAGGCACUCUGCGAAUUAAAGGCCUUGGACUUGAA